AUGGGGUGUUGUGUAAGCACAAAAAAACACCCUCCAUCUUCUAAACUCCACCAACAUCCACCACAACCAAUCAUCAGAACACCACCACCACCGGUGGUCGACGUAGAAACCGUAAAAGAAGUUUAUUCCGAAACUCCAAAUCUCAUAAAACCAGAAUUAGAUGACCCCAAAACAUACUCAAUAUCCCGACACAACUCUUACAAAUAUCAUACUCUUGAAUACCCAUACAUCUCGGAGAUCGCUAGUACGAUGAACGACAACAUCUCCACCACAUCUUUCGACGACGACGUUAAUGACGUGUACCGCCGGAAAGUUGUUAAUAAAUCGCCGUCCAAGUCAACGAACCGGAGUCAGCUAUCUGGAGAGCUUCCGCAUGUUCGAAAAUCGCCGGUUAGAGGGAAAGAACAAGUACAGUCUCCGGGUCGGGUCAAGUUGGUUCCGCAAACCGGGUUUGGGGCUAGUGACCGCCGGAGUCCGGCUCGUUCGAGGUCUCCGGCAAAACGUACGGCGGUGAGAGGUGGUGGUGGUGGUGGUGGGAGGAGUGAGAUUGGACGAAGUUUGUCGGGUAGGAUGACCGGGAAGUCUCCGGGUCGGGUUGGGUCCGAUUUGCAUGAGAGGGUCCGGAAACCCGAAUUGCGAUCGGGUCGGGGGAGUGAUAGAUUUACGAGUGUUGCAAAUAAGAAUGAAUCACUUGAUAAUCCACUUGUAUCGUUGGAGUGUUUUAUUUUUCUUUAG
Helianthus annuus (common sunflower) is the source of this 735-nucleotide messenger RNA. RefSeq lists its product as uncharacterized. The coding region runs from base 1 to 735 and encodes 244 amino acids. NCBI's taxonomy places the organism in Eukaryota, Viridiplantae, Streptophyta, Magnoliopsida, Asterales, Asteraceae. The record is from RefSeq and is a predicted model, not a curated record. The transcript has a single exon.